CACGCCGCGCAGCGCGCAGCUCCGUGGCGGCUGGUUGGUUACCUUGGAAGCGAAGCAGUCUGCCUCCGCGCCGCGCCGCGUCCGAACGUCCGCCCGGGUGGCUGGAGGAGCACUGUGUAAGCACAGAGUCGCACUGCGCUCACUGCGCGCUCCCAUGCCAGGCGCGACCUGAGUGUGUCCGGUCGCCUUGAUCGCCCAGCCGGUGAAGAUGGGAUGCCGAAUGCACGGAUUUUCCCUGAGUAACGGGGCGUGGUGCGUGCUGCUGCUGGCGGCGCUGCAGGCCGGCAGGGCGGCGUGCUCGCUGUCGGGGCUGUACAUCGACAACGGCGUGGACCAGACGCUGAUGCAGCGCUCCCUCACCAAGCACGAGCGCCAGGAGGUGGAGCACGAGAUCCUGUCGCUGCUCGGGCUGCCCGACCGGCCGCGGCCGCCGCAGCCGUCGCGGUCCGCGCCGCAGUUCCUGCUGGACGUGUACCAGUCCCUGGAGGAGACCAGCAGCCUGUUGCACCGCCGGGACAUGGCGCACCUGCAGGGCGACUUCAACCUGACGGGCAACGACCAGACCGCCAUCGACGAGAGUGACGUCAUCAUGACCUUCACCAGUCACAAUAAGCACGUGAGCGGGCUGCGCCACGAGCGCGGCAAGCGGCUGUGGUUCGACCUGUCCGAGGUGCCGGCCGGCGAGGGCAUCAUGGGCGCCGAGCUGCGCCUGUACCAGCGACCCGCGCCGCCGGACGCCCCCGUGGUGGGCGACGGCACCUACACCAUCUCGGCGUACCUCGUCGUCAGCGUGGAGCACGGGGAGAAGGAGCUCGAGUUCGUGGACGCCGUCAACACGACGCACUCCAACCAGGGCUGGCACGUCUUCAACAUGACGGGGCCCUUCACCAACUGGGUGGCCUUCCCCAACUCCAACCUGGGCCUGUACCUCUCCGUGAGGUCCUCCGAGCGGCCGGGACAUGACCUUCGGCCGGAGGACAUCGGGCUGGUGAGCGCGGCCGGCGAGGAGGAGAAGCAGCCCUUCAUGGCGGCCUUCCUGAAGGCGAGCCCCGCCAACGCCAAGGUGCGCGCCACCAGGGACACGGGGCGCCGCCGCCUCAAGAAAGCGGACGUCACUGCGUCCGAGCCGAAUCUCCCCAGGAACCCUUUCGCUGAUAGAUCAUUGUGGUCUGCAAGAACGUGCCAGAUCAAAAACUUGUAUGUCAGCUUCAAGGAUUUGGAUUGGCAGGACUGGAUCAUAGCACCAGAUGGAUACGCAGCAUUUUACUGCAGUGGCGAGUGCAAUUUCCCCUUAAAUGCACACAUGAAUGCCACCAACCAUGCCAUUGUGCAAACUUUAGUUCACCUAAUCAACCCAACGGCUGUGCCUAAGCCAUGCUGUGUGCCAACCAAGCUCACACCAAUCAGUGUGCUAUAUUUCCUUGACGACUCAAAUGUUGUUUUAAAAAAGUACAAGAACAUGGUAGUGAAGAGUUGUGGGUGCCAUUAAAAUGCAGCAGUUCCUCAAAGCUGUGUUACCAAUCCGUCCAUAUGUCUUAAAAAAAUAAAAAAAUUGUGAUCUUAAUUUAAGUAGAAAACAAAAUGUUGACUGAUAUCACUCUGACUGCUAAGUUCAUUUUUUAAAAUAUAUAUUUGUUUUAACUUGAAGUGCUGUAGGUUAAGAUCGUACUACUUUUAAAUGUGUAGGUACUUUAUUUUGAAUUGACUUGAGACGAGUGACUUUGUUCUGCAUAAACAAAGAACCCUUGUUUUAUGCAUGUUUGCAUUUCAUUUUGAGAUUCUAUUCUCAGACUUUCUGUGCCUUCUUGUCUGGUCAGAUGAAGGAGAACUUAAGUAAAGUAACCUUUAAUAUUGAAGUACCUGUUUAAACUAUGUUUUUCAAUUGAUCUGAGUAACAACUCUUAUUUGUGUCCUUUCACCAGUCACAUAUUUAAACCAAUUUAUGCUGUGUUUGUAAAUAGUGCAUCAAUUGAAUCUUUCACCCCUUUGUAUAUUAAAGUUCUUUCAAAACUG
Messenger RNA from Thrips palmi, 2013 nucleotides. RefSeq names its product protein 60A (gene gbb). Lineage: Eukaryota; Metazoa; Arthropoda; Insecta; Thysanoptera; Thripidae. Gene Ontology annotation, cellular component: extracellular region. Bases 209 to 1489 code for a protein of 426 amino acids. Gene Ontology annotation, biological process: SMAD protein signal transduction. The record is from RefSeq and is a predicted model, not a curated record. The transcript is spliced from 8 exons. Gene Ontology annotation, molecular function: cytokine activity; growth factor activity.